Messenger RNA from Penicillium canariense, 1632 nucleotides. RefSeq lists its product as uncharacterized. The coding region runs from base 1 to 1632 and encodes 543 amino acids. Lineage: Eukaryota; Fungi; Ascomycota; Eurotiomycetes; Eurotiales; Aspergillaceae. The transcript is spliced from 4 exons. The record is from RefSeq and is a predicted model, not a curated record.
AUGCGCUACGAAAACUGGGACAUCCUCCUCUUCCCGGAGGGCUGCAGAGUCCCCAUCCAGGAAUUCAAAACCCAAUGCUUCGUCACCAAAGACAUUGAAUCGCCCUAUCUCCAGAACCCCACCAUCAUCACCCCCAACACCUACUAUCCUGUCCAGGGCAGUUACGGCCAGAUACCCAUUUUGACCACGUUCGUCCCGAGUCUGCCCAGGGACAGCCCCUUUCGCGUGUCGAUUCAUAGCUGGGAGAAGCCCCGGCCGAGUCGGUUUACUGAGCGCUUGAUGCAGCCGGAUGAUGUGCUGCUGUAUGAGGCGCGGGUUUUCGUAGAUGGAUCGUGUGUUGCGGGAGGCGUUUUUGGGCAGAGGGCGGCAUGGCCAUAUGUCCUCAAUAUCGACCGCGAGGGUAAUCAUGACUGUCUUCGCUUCCCUCCCUUCCACGCCGAGGUCCUGGACCAGCGGCACUGGAAUGCUGCCGAUACGCUCGGCCGGAUUCGAGUUGUGCUUGCGGAAGGCUUUGCUCGUCCGAAUCGCUCGCCACCGUUUGAGAGAGUCAAGGAUGUCAUUGUCUUGUCUUUUCAGCAUGCACCUCUGCAUAUCUUGGAAUAUUCUAAAAUCGCUUGGCCAAACCCCGGUAUGUGGUCCGAACUGAUUCCACGGACUGCAUACAAGUUCGGCCACCACAACAGUUUCCUAGAAUUGAAGGAGCCCGAAAACACUCAUGGCCACUCGCCCAGCAAGUCUGACAUACGUGAUCCGGUGACGCUGAGCAGUCAGUCCAGUAGCAGCCAGCCCAUCGUCUACAACAACGCAUGGGCUUCUGGCCGCGCCUUUCCCGUCCCGAUGUCCCAGUGGCACCCGCACACUGCGCAGAACAACCCACGCGAUCCCCGAUGGGGAGGAAACCAAGAGCGCUAUCAGGAGCCGUUCAUGAUUGAGCCUGCUAUUGACCCUUUUGGCAAUGAGGCGAUCUGGCAUCAUCGCGGUGCGCGGUCGUCCCGCGAAGAUAUUCCCAUGCCAGACUACUCCAGCUCCUCAAGCAGCCGCGCCAUCUCGAGCAUGACGGGUAUCAGCUACGAACACAGCAAGCAGCCCAGCAUGACAGUGCCUAUGGAUGACGACCAGUAUAAUCUACUAAUUGACGCUCUGACACCCACCAAGCCACCUGCCAUCGGCACUCGCGCCCCCUCGAACACACCCUCCACCAUGGCCGCGAAGCCAUCCGCGGUACCCCAGGCUCCCCGGACAAGCAAUAGCCAUGGAGCAAGCAGGGGCUCGGCUCUGCGUGAGAUCUCCCAGUCCAGCACCCGCGAAGUCUCUGGUUCAAGCUUGACACCUAGCGUGUCCAAUACUCCGGCGGAGAAAGAUGCUGCUCCUUCUAAGAUUGGGGCUAGUCCUAGCGGCAAUGUCAAGAGCAGGAAGGAGGGCUCGAAGGAGAAUUCGGAGGACUCGCCAAAGAAGAGCUCGCCUGCCAAGGGGAAUGACUUGGUGGUUAUCAAGAAGGUCAUCCUCGCAGAUCCGAAAGUUGGCGGCACUCAGGAGGACGUUGGCGAGGACAAGGAGAAUACUAAUGUUGUGCUGGAAAAAGAGAAGGAGAUUGUUGAUGGCAAUGAGAGCGCCGUUAAUGCCGAGCUGUAG